AACAAAGGCCUGAUGUUACACAACGUUUUAACUUUUUAAACAGUAAAUACUGCACUGGGGACAAAGUAGUAUAUAUUGAAAUUGUAAUAUUUUAUGAUGGACUUGUCACUUUCGGUAUAGUGAAUGAUAUAUAUUUGCUCCUCAAAAGUAAAGUAAGGAGAUACAUGUGUAUUUUUCGAGUAAUAUAACAAGCAAAUCCACGUAUCACAUCAUGUGCAGUUUUUGACCAUGAAAUCAUAAAAACAGUCGAUCAUUGUCUGUUCAAUCACUGCCUGGAAGUAUGUCUGUCUCUUGUAUUUCUCAAAACCGUACUCAAGUUGGUUAAGUAAUCAAGCAAUAAAACUUGUCAACCCUUCCCGGGAGCAACAACAGUGACGACAUUUCAAGUGAGGGCGCGACACAGGAUCACGUGAUUUCGUGAUUAGAGCGUGAACGUUCACAUGCCACAAGAUGCAUCCUUUCUCCAUUAUUCAUCCAAUUAAAGUGUUGCCUCUUAUUUUGGUACUGGCAAUACGUAGGGUCUCCAGUGAGACAUGUGCUAAGAUAGAUUCUUGCAGCUGUAAACACGCAAAUGGUAACGUGGACCUCCAUCCUCUGGCGCUCAGCAAUGGCAAAGCGAGAUUUGAAAACAUUCAAGCCACUUCCGGCACAGACAAAUUCUCCUGGAAUCCUUGCAAAGAUUUCACUCAAGGGUCAUGUCAGAACGUAGCGGCGUGUCAAAUACAGAGCAGUGGCUCUUGGUGGUCCAGCUAUUAUCCUAUAGGAAGCCAGAACACAGCCCAGUUUACGUCAGACGGGUCCACGAACAUCAUCCUCACGUACACCAACACGCAUUACGGCGUUACAAGGUUUACGUACAUAACACUUAUAUGCGACUCCAAAGUUGAUGCCCAAUUGACCGCCGACGGUGAAAAGUCGUCGAGAAGAUACUAUAUGACCCUAAAGAGCAAGUAUGCUUGCCCUGGAGGCGGCAGUGACAGUGGCGGCAGCGGUGGGACCGGCGGGGGAAGCAGUGGGGGCAAAGAUGACAAGGCAGCCAAACAGGGAGGAAAGGACAAGUCCGAAGCCAGUAUAGGAGGAGGAUCAGUUAUGAUGAUCAUCUUGGUCACUGUGAUCCCCAUAUACCUCAUUGGUGGCAUCCUUACUCAGAAAUUCAUUCGCCAUAAAUCCGGUACAGACGUGAUUCCAAAUAAGGACUUUUGGACGGAUUUUCCAUUUCUAGUUAGGGAUGGUGUGUUAUUUGUCUUCCACAAGUGCAGACCAGGAUCUACGUAUAGUAAUGUGUGAGAAUUGUGAGCGAACGUCCGUUACCUGUUUAGAUGUGCUCUGCUGCUACAUUUAAGGCAUGACUAUAUGUGACUGACAAAUAAUGGCUUGAUUUAAAAUAAAAAAAAAAA
Lingula anatina is the source of this 1397-nucleotide messenger RNA. RefSeq lists its product as uncharacterized. The record is from RefSeq and is a predicted model, not a curated record. Gene Ontology annotation, cellular component: trans-Golgi network. Lineage: Eukaryota; Metazoa; Brachiopoda; Lingulata; Lingulida; Lingulidae.